CUGUAAGUAUAAUCUGCGUUACACAAAUGCAUGGAUGACUUUGCGAUGAACUGACCAAUGUAAAGUUAUUUUCCAAUCAAUAAAUACAUAAGUAGUACUUACCGGAUACUUUAAUUGAAGGGUGUAAAUUUAAAGCGUAAUUAUUAACGAGGUAUUAAUCUUGCGGGAUUCGGUGAACGCUCCUAAACAAAGAGAAGGAUGUGUUAUUUGUUUUGAGAGUGCUUCACGUGAUAUUAUCCGCGGUAUUAGCUGUCAAAAAAAUUUUAGCCACCGAGUUACCAAUGCUAAUGAUGUAAUUAGUCGAUCAAUCGGACGUUUGUACUGAUAAAACGAUCGAUUUCAUCGUCGAAUGAUGACUACGGUAAUUGACAUACCUCCAUCUUUCACCAAAAAUACUUCUGAUGAAGUACUUCCUUCAUAUCAACAUGCACCUUCGCAAGAUGGGUCAUAUACUUCAGCACCUCCACCUCCAGGAUAUUAUCCGAGUGCAAGUACACCUAAUAAUCAUAACUUUGUACUAUCUUAUGGUUCUACACAAUCAACAACUACACUCCUUGAACCUGAUAUUGUUGUAGUCGGUGGAUGUCCUGCCUGUAGAGUGGGUGUAAUGGAAGAUGAUUAUUCAUGUCUUGGAUUACUGUGUGCAAUUUGUCUUUUCCCUAUUGGGAUAAUUUGCUGUUUAAUGUUAAAAACACGACGUUGUUCCAAUUGUGGUGCCUACUUCAAUUAAUUUGUUAUGAUCAAAAUAAUAUAAUAGUUGUAAGGUUUAAAGCUAGGUAUAUUGAUAAGUACACAUUGAAAAAUAAUUUUUUAUCAAUUUUAUGCAGCUAUAUAAAUAGUCUGAUACACACUUCACGGUAAGCCAUACAGCUCACCUGAUGUUUAUGCAAGUUAGAUUCAUUUUAAAUCCAAUGAAAAUUAUACUUUUUAUAGUUGUAUAAAAAAAUAUAUGAUUAAUCUUGAUAUACUUUUCUGCAAUACAUUUUAAUAAUAACAAUGAAUUCAAAGAAGCGUUAUGUUAUAUUUUUAGGGCGUUAUUUUAAUGUAUUUUAUAAGAAUGUAAAAUUGUAAAUUUAUUUGUAACAUUAGAGCCAGUAACGUGCGCAUUCAAUGCACAGCGAAUGUAAAAAGAUGCAAAGAUGUCUGACACAGAGUUCGUUAGAACUUCCAUACAACCAGUUUAUAACUUUUGUUAAAAUACAUGUUAAUACGAUUGAGAUUGACACUUUUAUCUCCCUGUAAAACUUAAUACUGUGUAGCAACGAUUUUUGGUGCAUAACUUGAUUUUUUAGAGUUUAUAUAAAAUGUUUGAAUCUCAAGGGAAACCAUCAAUUUAUUGUUUCCCUUAUGCGAAAAUGUAAUCAGCGGAAAGCCGAUAUGUUUAUAAUGAUGUGAAUGUAUGAAUGCAAAAUCUUAAUGAUAAUACAUAUUAAUUGCUCACAUUAUGAUGUAUAUUAUUAUACAAAGAACAGUACUAAGAAACAGGGAAUCGCUCUGCUACUGUAACAUCUGUGGAAUUUAUUGCUACCUGUACAUGGUAUGCGCAUGAAAAAUAUAGAUUUCAUACUUUGAUAUGUGUGGUGUUUGUCUUCUUUUAGUAAAAUAUCCAUUUGAAUCUAUCAAUUUAAAUUUUUCAAUGUGUGAAUUUUCGAAAAUUGAUUUAAUUUUACACUGAAUACUAAGUAUGUUAAUGCAGAGACUUUAUAGUUAAGAAAAUUAAUUCUUAUGAACAAUAUGUAAAGACUGAAAUUGGUAUUAAAACUUGUUGAAUUUAUCAA
Megalopta genalis is the source of this 1778-nucleotide messenger RNA. NCBI's taxonomy places the organism in Eukaryota, Metazoa, Arthropoda, Insecta, Hymenoptera, Halictidae. The record is from RefSeq and is a predicted model, not a curated record.